AUGGGGAUAAAAUUCAGAAAGGAAAACACAAUGCUGGGGUGCUUGGGUAUACAGGCAGGAAACCAGAAAGCAAAGUGGCUGUAUGAAUCAAAUGGUGGGGAAAUGCUUUUUGCCAAAGCUUCAAUUUCUGCAACAAAAAGGGGGAAAGGAGCAUACUUUCAAAGAACAAUGGGGGAAUGUUUUAAUGGGAAUGGAUUGAAAAGAUACAGCCAUAUAGGUUCCAUUUGGUUGCUGAGAAAAUGUAGGAAAAGAAAAUAAAUGGGAAUUCUAAAUCAAAAUUGUUGAGGCCUCACGUCCCUAUGAUUCACGUAAUUGCCAAAUGGACGCACGCUCUCAAUCAAGAUUGAGUUCUGGUUCAGUCAUCCCUGCAAAAGGUGUCCGGACACACCCUCCGAUGGUUUUGUCAACCAUGGAUAGAGAGAUUAAUCAAUUGGCCUUUUACUAGGAAAAACAAGCUUACCUUCCUCCUUGUGUGAAGGUCCUUAUAUAUAGUAUCAGAAGCUCUGUCUCCCUCUUUAAUGGUAGGAAAACUUUUUGGCUUGUCAUGAUGUCUCUAGGCGGUGGCAAGACCAUCAUCACCCUACGGGCGGCUGACAGAGAUCGUGAGAGGUGUCGUGGCUGUCAGAGAUCGUGGGAAGUGACUUGCCAUCAUUCCUGUCCUUUCGCUCUGCAGGCGGCGAAACGUGGGCCGUGACAGGCUGUCGGAAUGACGUAGUAAGACUUGCUUACUUUAGUCAACGAUCCGGACAAACAUAUCCGAAUAGGAUAUGUCGGUCGUUCGGAUGUGAUAUGACGGUCGUCCGGAUGUGAUGUUUGCGAGUGUCGUGUGCCUCUCCUUGAGGGAGUCCGAAUAGGGGAGACGCGCCACGUGUCCUCUUGGGAAGAUCCGGAUGGAGCUGAUCCGGAUAAAAAUGCGUGUCACGUGUCAUCAAGGGGAGGGGUCCCUAUAAAAACGUGGGAAAAAUAAAAUUAAAAGGGAACUAGCUCUUCGUACGACAUCGUGUAAUUUUCUCCGUUUUCUUUUUCUCUGCUUUGCAAACGACACCGUUUGAUACUCUCCGUUUUGUCUCAAAAAAUGAAUAUAAUGAAUGUUUUUAUUUUCCUGAAAUUGAAAAUUUUCAGAAUUUAUUAUUGAGAAAAAAUAAAUGCCUUUUAAGUUUUGAGAAUGAGAAAAAAAAAAAAAAGUGAGAAAAAAAAAAUGGGGAAACGUAAAACCCCAGAGCGCUGACCACCGUGUCACUAAACCCUAGAGCACUACUGACCUCUCUCGCUGGAGUAAGUGGCAAAACUAUGGCCAACAGACGAUGCCUUCGAACCCUGACCCUAACCCUAACUCGCCAUGACUCAGCCGUCUUCUCCUCAACCCCAUUCCUCCAACCACCACCACCAUCGUCAUCCCUCAAAACCGUAAACCACCAGCACCUCCACACCCUUCCCCUCCCCUCAAAACCUUCUCACAUUCUCCGCAUCCCACAACCCACUUGGCCCCCACAUCCUCGCCACUUCUCCUCCCACUCCGGAGACGACGAAGACGAAGACGAAGACGAAGACGAGGAGGAGGACGAUGAUGAAGAAAUGGGCGAGAGCAGUGAUAGUGAAAAGGUUUCGGCGUCGAAUCGUGUGUAUUCGGCGGAGGAUAAAGAACGCGAGUCGGCCGCUAUUGGGUAUAAAGUGGUGGGGCCUCUCCAGCCUUCUGAUCGGGUUUUUAAACCCUACGAGCCGGUCUUCGCUGUUGUGCAGAUUGGUUCGCACCAGUUCAAGGUGAGCAACGGAGAUUGCAUUUAUACGGAGAGGUUGAAAUUCUGCGAGGUCAAUGACAGGUUGAUCUUGAACAGGGUUCUCCUGAUUGGCUCAACUAGUCAGACCAUUGUUGGUAGGCCGACAUUACCAGAUGUGGCUGUUCAUGCAGUUGUUGAGGAACAUGCAUUGGAUGCAAAGGUAAUCAUAUUUAAGAAAAAAAGAAGAAAAAAUUACCGUAGAACCAAAGGACACCGUCAGGAAUUGACCAGAUUGAGAAUAACUGAUAUUCAAGGAAUUGAGAAACCAGAAAUUCCAGAGGUCGGGAAGUCUGAAAAGGCUGCUCUUAAGAAGCCACAAAAGGUUGCAGUUGCAGCUUAGUGGGGGAUUUUCCUCAUGGUUACAUAUGAUCAAUAAUGGCUUUUCAUGCUUAUAUACCUUUCAAGUUAUGACUUUAAGGUGUUAUAUAAGUGAGAAUGAUCUCAUUUUUAACUUGGUUAAUGUACAUUUUGAAUGUCAUAUCUGGCAUUAUGUCAUCCAACCAUUCUAGUGUUGUAGGAUUGAUAUAUUGGAUCAUUUGAAUUUGUAUUUAUUAGUUUUAACUUGUGACACCUUUAAGUAACAUCAUUCUUUUGUUCCUAGUGAGAAGAUUUCCAGAUUUUGAAAUAUAACCUCCCUUUGCUUC
Messenger RNA from Vitis vinifera (wine grape), 2422 nucleotides. RefSeq names its product large ribosomal subunit protein bL21m. Bases 1291 to 2118 code for a protein of 275 amino acids. Gene Ontology annotation, molecular function: RNA binding; structural constituent of ribosome. Gene Ontology annotation, biological process: translation. The transcript has 5 exons. Gene Ontology annotation, cellular component: ribosome. The record is from RefSeq and is a predicted model, not a curated record. Lineage: Eukaryota; Viridiplantae; Streptophyta; Magnoliopsida; Vitales; Vitaceae.